AUGUUCAAGAAAAUAGCUGUUGGGAUCUCAGGAGGUGUGGACAGUGCUGUUGCAGCUUUACUGUUGAAGCAAAGAGGAUACGAGGUGCAUGGGGUAUUCAUGCAAAAUUGGGACAUUAUGGACGAAAAAGGGACUUGUACUCUACAAGCAGAUUAUAACGAUGCCCUAUAUGUUGCAAGAAAAUUAGACAUAAAGCUACACCACGUGAAUUUUGUAAAGCAUUACUGGAACGAAGUGUUUGUGCUUUAG
Molecule: messenger RNA, 249 nt
Organism: Acanthoscelides obtectus
Lineage: Eukaryota; Metazoa; Arthropoda; Insecta; Coleoptera; Chrysomelidae
Source: the annotation of a GenBank genome assembly